Messenger RNA from Magnolia sinica, 3220 nucleotides. Its product is annotated as ATP-dependent Clp protease ATP-binding subunit ClpA homolog CD4B, chloroplastic. The coding region runs from base 256 to 3024 and encodes 922 amino acids. NCBI's taxonomy places the organism in Eukaryota, Viridiplantae, Streptophyta, Magnoliopsida, Magnoliales, Magnoliaceae. Gene Ontology annotation, molecular function: ATP binding; protein binding; ATP hydrolysis activity. Gene Ontology annotation, cellular component: cytoplasm. Gene Ontology annotation, biological process: cellular response to heat. The transcript has 10 exons. The record is from RefSeq and is a predicted model, not a curated record.
AUCAUCUCUCUCUCAUCCCAACCCUAUAUAAGAGAAGGGACCCACUCCAUUCCCUCGUAUAUCCACCCGUUUUCUACCUCUCCGAGAAGAAGGGGUGCGCACUUCACCCUCUUUCUCCCUCUUUCCCCAUCUUCUCUUCUCCUUCUCUCUCUAUCUUCUCUUCUCAGGCCUUUUUAGUAAUUCCGGCAACAAGCCCGGAUAUUUCUGCUAUUAUAUUUAUAGACAUCGCAAAGCUACUGCUUCUUGGUGGGAAUCAUGGCUGGGGCUCUAGUUCAGUCAGCAAUCCUCCCUGCAGCCGUCAGUGAAAAUCAUGGCCGACUCCGAGGCUCUGUAAAAACAAGAAAAACUGCCAAAAUGAUGUGUAACAUUCGAUCACAACCCCUGAGAAUGCGUGGAUUCACAGGAUUGCGGGGAUCAAAUACAUUGGAUAUGAUGGCGAGGUCUGGCCGUGAUUUUCAUUCUGUGGUUUCAGCUGCUAUCUCUGCUCCACGGGGAAAGGCUUGCCGAGGAGUUGCCGUAGCUAUGUUCGAGCGCUUCACAGAGAAGGCCAUUAAAGUUAUCAUGCUUGCACAAGAGGAAGCAAGACGGCUGGGACACAACUUCGUUGGCACAGAGCAGAUUUUGCUGGGUCUUAUUGGUGAAGGGACUGGUAUCGCUGCCAAAGUUCUAAAAUCCAUGGGAAUCAAUUUGAAGGAUGCCCGAGUGGAGGUGGAAAAGAUUAUUGGAAGGGGCAGUGGCUUUGUUGCUGUGGAGAUCCCAUUUACUCCUCGUGCCAAGCGUGUCUUGGAGCUUUCACUAGAAGAAGCCCGUGCCCUUGGUCAUAACUAUAUAGGAUCUGAGCACCUGCUUCUUGGGCUGCUCCGUGAGGGUGAAGGUGUAGCAGCUCGUGUGCUUGAGAACCUUGGAGCUGACACUAGUAACAUCCGUACGCAGGUUAUUCGCAUGGUGGGUGAAAGUACAGAAGCCGUCGGUGCUGGGGUCGGAGGAGGAAGCAGUGGCAACAAGAUGCCGACACUUGAGGAGUAUGGGACCAAUCUGACAAAGCUCGCAGAGGAGGGUAAACUAGAUCCUGUUGUUGGAAGGCAGCCGCAGAUAGAGCGGGUGACCCAAAUCUUGGGCAGGCGGACAAAGAACAACCCCUGCCUGAUUGGAGAGCCUGGUGUUGGGAAGACAGCAAUUGCAGAAGGGCUUGCACAACGCAUUGCAACUGGGGAUGUUCCAGAAACAAUCGAAGGAAAGAAGGUCAUUACCCUGGAUAUGGGUCUUCUGGUUGCUGGUACCAAAUACCGUGGAGAAUUUGAGGAAAGGCUAAAGAAGCUGAUGGAGGAAAUUAAACAAAGUGACGAGAUAAUACUCUUUAUCGAUGAGGUGCAUACUCUAAUCGGAGCGGGAGCAGCUGAGGGUGCAAUCGAUGCUGCAAACAUCUUGAAGCCAGCUCUUGCAAGAGGAGAACUGCAGUGUAUUGGUGCCACUACACUGGAUGAAUACAGGAAGCACAUCGAGAAAGACCCAGCUCUGGAGAGGCGGUUCCAACCAGUAAAAGUGCCUGAGCCAACCGUGGAUGAGACCAUACAGAUUCUAAAAGGGCUGCGUGAACGUUAUGAGCUUCAUCACAAGCUCCGUUAUACAGAUGAGGCCCUAGUUGCUGCUGCACAACUGUCAUAUCAGUACAUCAGUGACCGUUUCCUCCCUGAUAAGGCGAUUGACUUGGUUGAUGAGGCUGGUUCCCGUGUUCGGCUUCGUCAUGCACAGCUCCCCGAGGAAGCCAAAGAGCUUGACAAAGAGCUCAGGCAGAUCACCAAGGCAAAGAAUGAAGCUGUCCGUGGCCAAGACUUUGAGAAGGCUGGGGAGCUGCGGGACCGUGAAAUGGAAUUGAAGGCCCAGAUCUCAGCCCUAGUUGACAAAGGCAAAGAGAUGAGCAAAGCAGAGACUGAGGCAGGUGAUGCAGGCCCAUUGGUGACAGAGGUGGACAUACAGCACAUAGUCUCUUCUUGGACAGGGAUUCCUGUUGAGAAGGUCUCCAGCGAUGAGUCUGAUCGCCUCCUCAAGAUGGAGGAGACCCUUCACAAGCGGGUCAUUGGCCAGGACGAGGCUGUGAAAGCCAUCAGCCGUGCUAUCCGCCGUGCCCGUGUUGGCCUCAAAAACCCUAACCGCCCGAUUGCCAGUUUCAUAUUCUCUGGCCCCACCGGUGUUGGCAAGUCAGAGCUGGCCAAAGCGCUGGCUGCCUACUACUUCGGGUCCGAGGAAGCCAUGAUCCGGCUUGACAUGAGUGAAUUCAUGGAGCGACACACCGUCUCGAAGCUCAUCGGCUCCCCACCUGGCUACGUCGGUUACACCGAGGGUGGCCAGCUCACGGAGGCUGUCCGCCGCCGUCCCUAUACUGUGGUCCUGUUUGACGAGAUCGAGAAGGCCCAUCCAGAUGUCUUCAACAUGAUGCUCCAGAUCCUGGAAGACGGACGGCUGACGGACAGCAAAGGCCGGACAGUCGACUUCAAGAACACGCUCCUGAUCAUGACAUCCAACGUUGGGAGCAGUGUCAUCGAGAAGGGUGGCCGUCGGAUUGGAUUUGAUCUGGACUACGACGAGAAGGACAGCAGCUACAACCGGAUCAAGAGCCUGGUGACAGAGGAGCUGAAGCAGUACUUCCGGCCAGAGUUCUUGAACAGGCUUGACGAGAUGAUUGUGUUCCGGCAGCUGACAAAGCUGGAGGUGAAGGAGAUUGCCGACAUCAUGCUGAGGGAGGUGUUCGAGCGGCUGAAGGUCAAGGAAAUUGAGCUGCAGGUAACGGAGCGGUUCCGGGACCGGGUGGUGGACGAAGGGUAUAGCCCAAGCUACGGAGCCCGGCCCUUAAGGAGGGCAAUCAUGAGGCUGUUGGAGGACAGUCUAGCGGAGAAGAUGCUGGCGGGGGAGAUCAAGGAGGGGGAUUCAGCGAUUGUGGAUGUGGAUUCAGAUGGGAACGUGUCGGUGCUUAGCGGCAGUAGUGGGGUCCCUGAGCCAUUGUCCCCAGCGAUGCCCAUGGUAUAAUAGCCGUUGGAUGUUGUAUGUAUUGUUAUAAUUCGAUUAGUCAGUCCAUGCGGAUUAUGUUAAUUUGCUAAGUUCUUUACAUGCAGUUUUAGUUUUUCUUGAUGCAUACGUGCACUCACAGGAAGUUUAUUUUUCCGUGUAAUAAAAUACUGAAAUAGGAGUUUGAAAGGAGAAAUAGAUUCACUGCCGUUUUAUU